This is a messenger RNA of Columba livia (rock pigeon), 4723 nucleotides long. RefSeq names its product inositol-trisphosphate 3-kinase B (gene ITPKB). Gene Ontology annotation, cellular component: cytoplasm; nucleus. The record is from RefSeq and is a predicted model, not a curated record. Gene Ontology annotation, biological process: inositol phosphate biosynthetic process. Bases 528 to 2468 code for a protein of 646 amino acids. Lineage: Eukaryota; Metazoa; Chordata; Aves; Columbiformes; Columbidae. Gene Ontology annotation, molecular function: inositol tetrakisphosphate kinase activity; inositol-1,4,5-trisphosphate 3-kinase activity. The transcript has 8 exons.
UGCUCUCCUACCCCCUCCCUCCGCUCUCCUCCUCCUCCUCCUCGCCGCUCCGCUCCCUCUCCUCCUCCUCUCUCCGCCGUUACAGCCGCACCGGGAGCGGGCGCCGUGACCGCGGCGCGGACCUGCCCGGAGCGCGGAGCCGCCCGCGGCCGCGCAGCCUCCGCCGCCGGAGCGCGGAGGGGAAGAGCCCGGCGCCCUCCGCUCCCCGCCUCCCACCGCGGGGCGAGGAAAGCCGUUUGAAUCCGCGGAGACAGCGGGACUCCCGGCCGAGCUCCGUGCCUGCGGGGAUGGUUCCUGCAGCGCCCUGCGCCCGCGGGCGCCGGCGAGCGCUGCCGGGCGGCGCGCACUGAGGGCGGGCGCGGAUCCUGCUCCCAGCUGUCCCAUUUUAUGGAGCUGUGGUCCAGGGCCAGCCCAGCUCCUCUGCGAUGUUGCUGGUCCCGGCGUGGAGAGACCCUCAGGAGCCCCACGGAGCCUGAGGGCCAAGGCGGCAGUGGCGGCGGCCCCCCUGUGCGCCCCGGCUGACUACUAUGGCCGUGUACUGCUAUGCACUCAAUAGCUUGGUGAUGAUGAAUAGCAACAGUGAGGUGACAAACGGCGGGAGCAAGACGCCGCCUCCUCCCGGGCAAGUGCUGCCCAGGGGCCCAGAGACGCCCGGCAGCUGCCGCCCACUCCCUGUCUUCAGCCCGGCCCCCGUGCCGCCCCGCUCCCCACGCCGUGGCCCCGCUUUCCUCUUCCCGCCGCUUGAGGAGCCUCCGCGGCAGCCGGGCAGCCCUGGGGGGCGGAGGGGCAGCCGCAGCGAAGAGGGGCAGCCAGGAUCCCCCACGGCGUGGCAGCUCCAGCGAGAGCUGCACAAUGUCCAGGUGAACCAGAAAGUGGGGCUCUUCGAGGCACACAUCCAGGCGCACAGCUCUGCUGCCCAGCCACCACGGAGCCCCCGGCCAUCCUCCCCACGGCCGUCCUCCCCACGGCCGUCCUCCCCACGGCCGUCCUCCCCACAGCUGUCCUCUCCACAGUCGUCCUCCCCACGGCCAUUGUCUCCCCGGCCAUCCUCACCCCGGCCCCAGCCUGCCAGCCCAACGGCGCCAGUGGUGGGACUUGGAACCUUAUCCCAGCCAGGAGCCCGUGAGGAGAAUGAGGCCCCCACUGCUGGUGGGACAGAGGUCUCUUCGAGCACUGCAGAGCCCUCGGGGAGGCCAGUGGGGCUGGUGGUCCCAGCUGUAGGGCUGGCAGAGGGCAGCAGCCCCCUGGAGCUGUCAGGGCCUGCACCACAACGAAGUGAAGUGGUGGUGGCCCCCGCAGGACUUGGGGGCCAGUGCACAGCCAUUGGCACGAACAUCCCCGCCGUCAUCGUCACGGACCUGGGGGGCCCAGAGGAGGAGGCGGGUGCUGUGCCCCCCAGCAGCUUGCCCGUUCGGAAGCUGUCGUCGUCCUCAGCCUCUUCCACUGGCUUCUCCUCAUCCUGGGAGGAGUCCGAGGAGGACAUCUCCAGUGACCCUGAGCGCACCCUGGACCAGACACCGGCCUUCCUGCAGACCUUGGACCAGCAGAAGCCCCGAGUGAGCAAAUCAUGGCGGAAGAUCAAAAAUAUGGUGCACUGGUCCCCAUUUGUGAUGUCUUUCAAGAAGAAGUACCCUUGGAUCCAGCUAGCGGGACACGCAGGUAGUUUCAAGGCAGCAGCCAAUGGCAGGAUACUGAAGAAGCACUGUGAAUCGGAACAGCGCUGCCUUGACCGCCUGAUGAACGAUGUCCUGAAGCCCUAUGUUCCUGCCUACCAUGGUGAUGUUGUGAAGGACGGGGAGCGAUACAACCAGAUGGAAGAUCUGCUGGCUGAAUUUGACUCCCCCUGCGUUAUGGACUGCAAAAUGGGGGUCAGGACAUACUUGGAGGAGGAGCUGAUAAAGGCCCGGAAGAAGCCAAGCCUGAGGAAGGACAUGUACCAGAAGAUGAUUGAGGUAGAUCCUGAUGCCCCCACUGAGGAGGAGAACGUGCUGCGGGCAGUAACCAAGCCCCGCUACAUGCAGUGGAGGGAGACCAUCAGCUCGACUGCCACGCUGGGCUUCAGGAUCGAGGGGAUAAAGAAAGAGGAUGGCACUGUGAACCGGGACUUCAAAAAGACACGGACAAAGGAACAGGUCAUGGAGGCCUUCAGGGAGUUCACCAGAGGAAAUCGCAACGUUUUGAGCAGUUACCUUAACCGGUUGAAGGGUAUCCGCGCUACCCUGGAGACAUCCCCGUUCUUCAGGUGCCAUGAGGUAAUCGGGAGUUCCCUCCUCUUCAUUCACGACAAGAAGGAACAGGCCAAAGUCUGGAUGAUUGACUUUGGGAAAACCACCCCGCUGCCAGAGGGACAAGUUCUCCAGCACAACGUGCCCUGGGUGGAAGGGAACAGAGAGGAUGGCUACCUCUGGGGGCUGGACAACCUCAUUCAGAUCCUGACAGAGUUGUCCCAGAGCGAAGACUUGCAUUAAAGCCGCGUGUCCAACUCUGCCACUACCCCCAACCUGCCCCUGACUGACUCUUCUGAACUGCACUACAAGACACUUUCCAGCCCCCGCCCUUCCCAUUUGAAAGCUAUACUAUCCCUAUUUAAUUUGUUUUUGUUGUGGUUUUUUUAGGUUGUCUUGGUUGUAUUUUCCCUCUCCAUGUAAAUAGAGAGCUAACCUGCCAGAACAAAAGCUGAACUUGAACCAUGGGUGUUGCAGAGCUGGUGGGAGCACACAGCUGUUCUGGCCGGGAGCAGCUCUGAGGAGUUGCUUGGGCAAGCGUGUGCUUCGCCCUUCACACUUUUGUCCCUUGUGCAGCCUGAUUUUAAGAGGGCUGGUGGAGGAAGGAGCCUCUCCCUGCACCGGGAUCUGUAGCGUCAUCCCAAAAACACCGAGUGGCCAUGCCCAGCACCUUCUGACAGCCAUGGUGCGUGAACAAGGCCUGGAGAUGGCAAAGGAUGCUGGGGUAGGAGCCCUUUACUUGCCUUUGCCAGCACCUUUCAGCCUGAGGAACUGGCUGCGCCGGGUCCUUAAGAGAUGCUAGAAGGGCAGAUUUGGGUUUUUCUUGGUGUUCAAGACAUCCCAUGGAGGUUGCUGAGUUAUUAUAUUUUCAAGUGGCACUGGAGGGCGAGGGUGAGGGUUUCCCUCCUGCUGUGGGCACGUGUUCAGGCACAGAUAUUUACCAUGGCCAGGUGUUUCCCACCCACCUCCCUGUGCUGGGUGCAUUGGUGUGGUGGGUAGCACUUCAAGCUCCUCUCUAGAGACCCAGCUUCUCUUCUAGGAGAUGCCUCCAACCCUCCUUAGCUUAGGUCUCCAGCCCUCCAUGGGGAAUAAAGACUUUGGGUAGGGCUGAGGGAGAGAAAAACAGCUUAUACAGGACUACUAUGAGACCUAAAGUGGCCAUCUAGGUUGAUCAGUCUUUUCUGGCAGCAGCCAAGCACAUACGUAGGGAUAGUGCCACCAGUGCCUGCACCUGGCCCAGGGUGACCCUCCCACCUGGAGCAUCUCUAAUUUUUGUCAGAAGUGAGUGAAGAGUUACAGCAGCAAAGCAAUUCCCAGGGUGGCCAGGUUCAUCCUCUUUGGGAAGCAGAGUUGGGGUCAGGCACCCUGCUGUGCCUUCCCUUUUACCCCACAGAGGUGGCUGCCUCUGCCGCUGCUCCUUGGUGCUGACAUGGGGACGGCCUCUGUGCUCCUGUGAAAACACCCAGUUCCCUGUUUAGGGCGGAGGCUAUUUUUUAAACUUCCUGGAACAUUUGAACGAAGCAGUUUGCGCACAGCAGAGCUAAAGGUCAGUGAUGGAGAGGCUGGCGAGGAGACGAGGCCACAGGGUUGAGGUCACAAGGGGCGUGCAGUGCUGGAGGUGGUGCAGAAGCUUAACAGCCGCAAAUCCCUCACCCUGCUCCAUCCCCAAACCCACCGUCUCCCCUUGCACCCCAGGAGCAGUACUCCAGAGCCCCUCUCUUAUUGUUAAGUGGGUCCAGCAUCCUCAGGGGGAAGUCUUCUCCUGGCAGCAAUACAGAACAGGAGUUGGCCAUCGAGCCACCUGCAGCCAUGCCCCAGCCUCUUUCCUGAGGACUGAAGUCUCCUAAGGAAUUUUUUGGUUCAUAUCUCACCAAGCAGAUGUCUUCAGCUCAUCUGGUGCCAUUGUAAAUGGUUGCACUGUUUUAGCUCUUUGCCAGGCUUUCUAGAAUAUCCCAUGUGGAAGUGCCUUAUAGACUUGCCUCUGUUCCAUUAGUGUCAUGGAAAAGGUUGGGUUUUUUUAAGUUAUAUUUAUUUUCAUCCCAUUUUAAUUGCACAAAACACUAAAAGUUAAUGCAUGAAAUCCCUCUUCUUUUUUUUUUUUUUUUUUAAACUGUGUUUUUAGUUUUUAAACCAUCCCUUUUCCAGCUUUGGAGAAAGGGUGUGAACAGAUAUGCAUAGAUAUGUACCAGUUAUUGCUGUACUUAGCUUUGAGCUGCUCUUAUAUAUGUAUAUUAUUUUUUAAGCCUGUUUAUAAACCAGAUUCUUGCUUUGUGGCUUCGGAAGAAGCAGGUUGUUCCUCUCAGAUGUCUUACGCCUUUCUGGAGGCUGGAACAGUUGCCACGAGGGAUUUUCCCUGCUCCAAACUCCCGGCUCGGUCAUUGGGUAGUACAGAGAAAAAUCCGAACCAGUCUGAAAGAGUAACGCACAGUGCCUGUAAAAAAACAAACAACAACAACAACCCUGUAACUUUGCAAAUAAAGGCAUAUGGGAAGCAUUCA